This is a messenger RNA of Coregonus sp. 'balchen', 1775 nucleotides long. NCBI's taxonomy places the organism in Eukaryota, Metazoa, Chordata, Actinopteri, Salmoniformes, Salmonidae. The record is from the annotation of a GenBank genome assembly.
GGCAGGCAGGAGGGUGUCCACAUCGACCCCUGGGAGGAUGCUGACUACAGCAUCUAUAAGGUCACAGACCGCCACGGCUUCCUGCAGUAAGUUAACAUGACGUCUCUGACAGUGUUCAUCUCUCUUCUGGAGACUUACAGCCAGGGGUUCACCCCAACCAUGUUCCUAGAUUUAGGGCUUCAACUUUAGCAGGGUACUGGGGUUAGAGUACACACACACACACACAACACACACAGGAGGAAAAGAGAAGGGAAGCCUUAAAUCACUGUAAUGAACGCGCCAUUAUCCACUGACUCACCUUUUGUUUGUGUCUUUCUCCUCAGCGAAGAGGAGCUGCUGACUCCCAGCGCAAUUGAAGAGAAGGUAUGUACUGCUGACCACCUUUGGGUUGAUUGAUUGAUUUGUUGAUUUGUUCUGUCCUCCCUUCUUCAGCAAAAGCAUCAGGAGAUUGAGCGGGUGGAGAAAUGGCUGAAGAUGGUCAAGAAGUGGGACAAGUACAGGAACAGUGACAAGGUGACCGACCCAGUGCUGACUAUACACACCACAAACUCCUCCUCAGCCCUCUCCUCCUCUCUCUCUCUCAUUUGUUCUUUGCUUCCCUUUUUUAAUCUCACAUCAAUCUCCAGUCUUAUAAUUUUUGGGACGGGGGGAAUCGUUAUUUGUAGUUUUCCUUUUUACUCUUUUAGCCCCUGCGUCUUUCUUUAGAUGGUAAAGAUAGUGUACUAGGGGAACCUCCUCUCUUUAAUGAUCACCCCAUCUCUACUGAUAUCUCCUACUCUCUCUGGUUUUUCUCUUUCUGGUCUUUCAUUCUGGUCUCUUUCGCUCUCUCCUUCUCUCUCUGGUCUCUGUAGAAGGUGAAGCAUGUUUAAGGCAGUUGUCCUAAUAUAUAUCUUCCUCUCUCUUUCUCUGGUAUCUCUUUCUUUGGUCUCUCUCUCUAGAUGGUGAAGCGUGUGUACAAGGGAAUCCCCCUCCAGUUGAGAGGCCAGGUCUGGGCUCUGCUACUGGACAUAGAGAAGGUGAAGCAGGAGAACUCUGGGAAGUAUGAGGUAAGCACACUAUAGCACUAAACCUCUUCUCCCUCCAUCUUGCCAUCUUAUAGGCUUGGUGGAAUGUUUGUUAUAUUGCACACCUAUUGGAUCCUUUCAGAUCUACAGAAGAGCGUAUGGGGUAGGGGCUAGGGGUUGAUUUGGGAUUCUGCAGAAGGGUAGCUCUCCUGGAGGAGGGUUGGCUACGCCUUGUAUACAGCAGACCUGGGUUUAAAUAAUAUUAGGGUAUUUCAAUUACUUUCAAAGACAUUUGGAAGUAAGUAUUUUGAUUUUUGUUUUAUUUGAAUAGAGAAGUAAUUGAAUUGUGGAAUGUAUUUGGAAAUACACUUGGAAACUGAAUCAAAUAUACUCCCAUACAUUUAACCCAGGUCAGUUUGGUAUUGGUUUGGUAUUUUAAAUAAUGUAUUAUUCUUUCAAAUAGUAGGGUAUUUAUAGGAAAGUAUUUGAAAAUACUUUCAAAUACUUCCAAUAGGAGUAGUUGAUUUGGGCCACAUUAUUUGUAAAUACUCAAAUACACAGAAAAUAAGUAUUUAAAUAACAAAUAAUCAAAAACACAUGUAUUUGAACCCAGGUCUGGUAUACAAAAACUGAUGUUAUUUUGCUUGGUUCCUCUGUGGCCAGACUAUGAAGGAGCAGGCCAGGAGUUUCUCUACAGAGAUCAAACAGAUUGAUCUGGACGUCAACAGAACCUUCCGGAACAACAUCAUGUUCAUGGACCGCUUUGGAGUC